This is a messenger RNA of Drosophila willistoni, 892 nucleotides long. RefSeq names its product nonsense-mediated mRNA decay protein 2. The coding region runs from base 87 to 653 and encodes 188 amino acids. The transcript has 2 exons. NCBI's taxonomy places the organism in Eukaryota, Metazoa, Arthropoda, Insecta, Diptera, Drosophilidae. The record is from RefSeq and is a predicted model, not a curated record.
GCUAAGCAGCUGUUCAAAGAAAAACAAACAAUUGCAAAUAUUUUGCAUAGUUUAAAAACAAAAAACAAGUAAUCAAGGACCAGAACAUGGCCCACUUGUUGGAUCUUGACCUGGCUGGCAUAUUUUUUGGUUUACCUGUAAACUAUCUGGCCGCACUGUUCACCCUGGUGCUAUGUGUUUUCAGUGCACUUUAUUUUUCCAACAUUUUCAAGGACAAAACUGAACUUGAAGACGAAGGCUUGGGACCAGAUGAACUGCCUGAUGAGCUUACAAACAGCCAUCGGCACACUCAAAUCAACGAUGAUGAAGAUGACGAUGACGACGACGACGAUGAUGAUUAUGAGGAUGAUGAGGCCUAUGAGGAGCAAUUUAGUGACAGUGAGGUUGCCGAAGAUGAGGACGAUGAGGAGGAGGCAGAGUUAAGUCAUUCUGGUCAAGAUUAUAAUCAUUUAAUGGGUAAAAUUAAGGCCAAGCGUUUGCAACACAAAUUGGAAAAGAAUCUAACACCCAGCCAAAUUGAGGAAGAGCGUCGCAUUGAACGGGAACAAUUGGCUGCAAUAUUUGAAUUGUUACGCAAACAAGAACAGGAAUUAAAUUUAAAGGAUCGUAUCAGUGAUCAUGAUCUCAAGGAGCAAGUGCGGCUGUAUCGUUGACCAUCGUCCAGCCAGCCAAAGGACAAAAAUUAGUUUCAGAAGGAAUUAGCCGCUUCCAAAGUCUCCACCAAAAUGUGUAGUCAUUAAAUUCCAGUUGAAUUUUGUUCUCCAUUAGACUAUAUAUAGAAAAAUCGAUUCUAUACAUACUUCAAGGUACGUAACAUCUAUAUGGAUAGUUAUUCCAUUCCCAUAAAACUGAUUGGGGAUAUUUUAAAGAGUUUUUUUUCCGCUUAGAAAUA